AAGGCAAGGGGAGAAGGGAGGACCGGGCGGGGAGGCGGCGAGAGGCCGGGCGGGAGAGGAGGGCGGCAGCUCGGCACGGAGGGACGGGACGGGACCCGGCGCCCCGCGGGCCAUGCGCCUCCUGGCCGCGGCGCUGGCCGCCCUGCUGGCCACGGCCCCGGCCCCAGAUGUUUGUGAGGCUUUAAAUGUGACAGUCUCUCCCGGACCAACAGUGCGAUACUCCGAGGGAGAUAAUGCUACCCUUUACUGCCACAUUUCUCAAAAGAGAAAGACAGACAAUUUGCUGGCUGUGCGGUGGGUCUUUGCUGCAUCACCUACCCAGGAGUACCUGAUGAUCAAAAUGACAAAGUUUGGGUCUGUCCAGUACUAUGGAAAUUAUACUCAUCAUUUCCACAAGCAAAGACUUCAUCUCCUUAAAGAGAAACAUGGAACUAUGUACAAAUUUCUUAUUCUAAGCCUCCAGCAAACAGAUCAAGGACAUUAUAUAUGCAAAGUCCAGGAAAUUGGCAAACACAGGAAUAAGUGGACAGCAUGGUCAAACGGCACAGCAGCUACUGAAAUCCGAGUGAUUUCAAAAUCUUCUGAUGAUCCCACUUUCAAGAAAAACCAUGAUGCUUGGAAGUUUUUUGAAGAUCUGUACGUGUAUGCCGUCUUCGUGUGUUCGAUAGGAAUCGUCAGCGUCCUCCUCUUUACACUUGUCAUUCUCUGUCAGUCACUCCUGAACAAGAGGAGAUCCACAGUGAAGCAUUACCUGGUGAAAUGCCCCCAGAACAGCUCCGGGGAGACAGUUACCAGUGUGACAAGCACGUCCCCUCUACAGCCCAAGAAGGUAAAGAAAAAGAAAGAGAGAGUGGAGCAGCCACCAGCCAUCCCAGCAAAAGCUCCGAUAGCCAAUAAUUUUCCUAAGCCCAAGCUCUUGAAACCUCAAAGAAAAUUGAUCCUGUCUCUCCUUAGGAUGUGAGAUAUCCAUAGGACCCUGAAUAUCAUUUAUACGUUGAGGUGGACACUCAGAACACAACAUAUUCCAAACUGCUGAGUUAUAUGCGUGCUUUCCCAUUCAGAUCACAGGUUGCUAUCUUUGCCCCAAAAAGGACCAGUUUGUAAAAAUACAUAAAAUCUCUUUCUAGAAUUGUGCUAAGAUUUGUGUAUUUACAAAAUCCCAUAGCAGAUAAUUUUUUUUUUUUUGUGAUAACACAGUUGGAGUAAUAAAAGCGUCCCCAGAAAACUGAAAACCCUUAAUUACUUCCUUGGGCCUUCUUGAAGGAUAAGAAGUCAGCCUGAUUUCCAGCAAAGUUGGUUUAGAAUCCCAGCAUAUCUCUGCAAUUGUAAAAGGAAUAAAAUAUUGGCAAAGGCUUCCCCAAAAGCUGUUAAAACAGGAUGGACAAACCUCUGCCAGGUAUAUUUAACUCUGUUAAUGAAGAAAGUUGGAUGGGCUCACCCCUUAGAGCCACAACCUGCCCUACAUUUGUGGGAUUUUGUUUCUUUAAAAUAAAGUCAUUCAAUGGGACUUAAUAAAUCAUCUUUGUCCCUGACUUUGUUAUCAUAACUUCUGUGGGAUUCAAUAACAAAAUUAGAUGCAAUGCUGAAAGAGGCCUCACAAAUUGUUGUAGAUACCAUUUCCAGGGAGUCUGGGAAGUAUUUUUUACUCUAGAGAGCAAAAAAUAGGCGUCUUAGUGGAAAGAACCUGUUUGUUUAAACUGAUAGUGGCACUAAAAGUUAUAUUUCCUACUCCCAGCAUUUUCCAAUGUCAAUAUUUCUCAGCUUUGGCACUGAGAAGACAAUGGCUCCCUUGAUAUUUCAGCGCUCUUACUGGCCAACAGUUGCAUUUCUAGGGGAUAACUCAUCUUGCAGAUCCAGCUUCAGUUUUUCAUGAAGGUCUGCAGAAGUAAUUUUUGAAGCUCCUCUCUUCCAGGGGAAUCUCUGGCUUUCUGCCUGCAAUCAAGGCACUGACAUUGGUAAACAGCCCCAGCUCUGAAGAGAAAAAAAUUAAAUAAAAUCCCUUUCUGACUCCUGAGUUAAGCUACUGCCUUGAUGAGGGAGCCGUCCCACCGAAGCUCAAAGGGUAUGAGCACGAAGUGUUUGGCCCUGAGGAGCACCACUGAUUUCAGCACAAGAAAGACCGCACAUUCUAGAGAGUGGUUUUCCAGUGUAUGUUAAAAAAACAGGACUGUCAAAGGCUAAUCCUUUUCUCUCCGAAGCUGCAGUGAGUUUCCUCAAUACUAACUUUGCAAAAUCCUGCCCAACCCCACUGCCAGCAUGUGCUGUCUCCCCCUCCCCGGUGGCCCAGGCAAGGGAGUUGCAGCCUGUCCAUCACACGUGCUGAAUUCAGAACACUCUUGCCGUCACCUCCGUAGCUGGCGCCCCAGCGAUGGCCAAGCUGGCAGCCAUACACCAUCCCCUUCCACAGCUUCCCAAAAAAACCCCAACCAGAUGCUUAGGAAAAGGAGAUGUGCAGAGGAAAAGAUGGGCUAAGCCCCUUCGCCUUCACUUGCACACGGCAUGCGGUUUCCUCCCAUCUCGGCAUUCACGCGGAGAGAAGCAGCAAUCUGUCCCUGUGGCCAAAGCCCAUCCAGUUGGCCUGGAGAGCCCCGUCUAGACGCUUUCUGACUGAGUGUGCUCAGGCGGUGACACAGGAUGCUCCCGAGCUGUGCCAUCUGGACAGUAUCCGCAUUUUUCCUGUGGAGCUCUUUAGAGUGUGAAUACAAAACAGGAUGUUUCUCAAAUAUGAAAGGGAAAAGGACAAAGAUCUGAGUCUGCCCUCUGCAAGAGAAAGGGAGAGAAAAAAUGGUAGUUCAGCAUGCGCUUGCUAAGAAAGAGCUACUUCACGGCACUCGGGCAGGGCUGCUUGCUUUGUGCUGCGGAGUAACCUGGAGAGACGCGCAGUUCCCAGAAACUGGCUCAAACAAACCUCACCACCACCUCUUGACGCUGUACCUCUCCCAUCUGCAUUUCCUACAGCAUCCCCCUGGCACCGCAGGGCGCACCCUCCCGCACAGCGUGGCCAGUCCAUAGGUGGCAAUUUGCCAUGUACGGGCAAUCAGACCAGCAAACCUAUGCAUAACCGGCAAGGUUUUAUCCUUGCUGACCUAAUCCGUUCACCCACGAGCACUGGGCGUGCCGGUGCGGGCGGGGUUUCAUCUGCAAGGGCUGCUGCAGGAAACCUGAGUUACUAAAAAUAUUACGAAGCUCUGACUGGAACCUGGGACACAUGCUUGUUAAAUCCAGAAAGCUGAGAGGUGAAACUUCUGUUUGGUCUAUAAACAUGAUUUGCGUGCCCUGGUCCCAUGCGAAAGUCAUUCUGCGUCAUAUCCCAAACAAAAACUCCAUCACAUGUGAUCAUACAGACAAGGCAAAUGUCUGCAGCAAAAGUUACUAAAAUUUAAGAUUGAAGCGAACUGGGAAGUGAGCCCUUUUCUGCUUAUUUUUGAUAGUAAACUAGAAUUAGGGGAUUAUUAAUUUUUUUUAAAUAAGAAAUUCACAUUCAUUUUGUCUUCAUGAUAACUGGUGUGGUCAUGGAACAGUGAGAUUGCAGCAAUCCACAAGUGCAAGUUGGCAUCAGUUGUUUCUCCAGACAAAUUUAUGAGGUUAUUAUUUGCUUGCUUUCUUCAUACCUAAUUACAAAUUUAGAUAAAAGUAGUCUCAUUUAAAACUUCAAGAGCUUUCAGCCUGACAGUGCUCACAGUAAACAUCCUUGAGGCUGCCAAGAAACAAACCAGCUAAGCCUAGGAAGAGCAAAGCUGACAUCCCUGGUAACGACGACAUAAAAAUCAGAGGAAUUUUCAUUAAAAAGCCCAGCCAUUCUAGGUGAUUUCUAAUGCAUCUACAUACAGGACAAACCCAAUAGAAGCAAAACUAUAUAUAUACACACAUACUUUAGUUUCUUUUAAAUAUUCACGAUAGACUUUGGAGAUUGUUUAUUAAGAAAAAUGUUCCUGUAAGUGAACUCUUUCAAAUAGUUGCCCCUGGGAACCCCUGUGACUGGAAUAAACUAAAUUUAAACUGGAAGAAGUCUGGAAAAGGAAUAAUUUUGCAUUUGCCAGAAGAUACACUGGAAAGCGAUGACUCUUCCCAGUUUACAUUUCUGCAAAAUGUGUGAUCCCAAGAUGAGAAAACAGACAUACAAGAUAAAGGCUAGAUCUAGAAACGGCACAUUGGAAUGGAAUUCUAUUUGAAGAAAUCAUCUCAAAGUUAUUUUAGAACAAUGGUGUAAUUUUUCGGGAAAGGCUGUUGUAGCCACAGAAAUCCCAUCGACCUCCGAAGCGAAGAGCCAGGAUGGAAAGAGAGAGGUGAAUGGCCAGUCCUUCACUGUCGCCUCCUCUUCUGCCCUAGUAUCAGUCCCACCUAUAACAUCAGUUAUUAAAGUCACGCCAUUGCUCCAAAGAGGAGGUGGUGGCAGGACUCCAGCUUUACACUGCCAAAAUGCUAUCCCAUCCAAAUGAGAGAUGAAACUGUAGAAUUAGUUUUUUUUUCCCUGCCUGUUCAGAAAAAAAAAAAAUUGGUUUUGGACAAACAAACCAGCAAAAUCAAAUUAAACAUGUGGUUGAUAAAUGAAGUAGAGAAGAGCGUACGGAAUAAAGCCCUGGCUACCAUAGGUACGUUAAAGUAGGGUUGGCUUCCGUGCACUGUUAUUACGCAUCCUUUGCUGAAAAACUGUAUACCCUUCACAAUUUUGAACCUCCUGUGUGUUUCCUCAUAUUUUCAAUCAAAUUAUUACAUACUAGAAAUAUGCAUAAGGGAAAUUAUUCUACACAUUUUAUGGUGUGCUGUUGCUUGUAGCAGUAAUUGAAGUACCUUUUCCACUUAUGAAAGUACUAAUUUUAUUUGGUUUUAUUGCUUUUCUAGAUGCAAUUAUUUAUUUAGUGUGUUUUGGUUUUAUUAAAUUAUGUUUACUAUAGGAACAUCAUAAAAAUGUAUGAAAGCUACACAUCAGCCACUACUGCCCAAUGACCUGUUUUGGGGAAUCUAGUGUUAUUUUUCAUAUCCAAACAUAAUAGAAUAAAGUAAGAAUAAAAAGAUAAUCUACACUGGAAAACAAUGCAAUUUUGAGAUAAUGUAAUAAAACACCUGGACAAUAUGAUUUCAUAAAUCUUAGUUCUAAAAUUUACAUGAGCUGGGCGUUGGGGUGGCUAUUUUAGGACACACGGCAUUUUCUAAAUGGAAACGUAACAUGAAAUACAAUUAAACAGCAAAGGGGGAAGCAUGUACAGAUUUAGCUUGCCCCGAGCAACUGAUUUCUACAGAACAAUGAAAAUAUUUCUACUUCAAAAGAUGCACUGGGUCAGCCUGAGGGAAUGUAGAGUUUUACGUUGGCAGUGACCAACAGCUCGUUUGUAAAGUUUCAUCAGGUUCAUUUUUAGGCGGCUUUUCGCGUGCAGCGUAUCAUUCUGCGUUGAGGGUCUGAGGUGACACGCACUGAAGUUGGCAGCAAAACUCCCAAUACCUUCAAACAGAGACCAGACGUGCUAUCAUACACCGAUAAUAAACAUUUGCUGGUGUUAUUGUGAUGUCCAGCCUCAACUUAUCUCCUGUAUUUAGCCUCUGUGCUACCUGCUGGGCAGAUGGGCAAAUAUCGUUUUGAAAUCUCAAAAGGAGUCUUUAACGUAUCAUAAAAGGCAAGAACAACUUAAAUGCCUAGAAAACUGAGGCUGAUGCUCUCCGGCUAGAAAAAAGCAGGGAAUAUAAAAAUUAAGUAUCAGAGUGGUUGACCAAGAGUUUUCUCUUAACUUUUUAAGCCAAAGCCAGUAUAGGACAGAUGUCUUUAUAAACAUCGCGGUUCAGUCCAGUCGCGAUACACGAACAGAGAAAAUAAAUGCGUGAUUCUAUUUCUGUUACAUACGAGAUCAGGCUGGGAUCCACAGGAAGUUCUUUUACAUAAUUACACCGGAGAAUUCAAUGAAAGUGGGACAUUUUCUGUGUAGUCAACAGUGGAGCAUUUGAUAGUGAAUGAAGACUGGAAGCUGAGAUCAAUAUAGGACUACCCAGGCAAGAGGGGGAGGGAGGGGAGACCGUGUGAAUAAUCAAAUGCAGAGAUUACAGUCCUGCAGACACUUCGCCCUGCAGACGGCCUUUACUCACUUGCAGAGACCAACUGACUUCAGUGACACCUCUUGCAGCAGCAGCUGCACGAAGCAUUUCAGCAUCAGACCUGCAGAGAAGAAAUAAGAUUAAAUUAAUGCUGGAAAAGUGGAAACUGAUCCACCCAUAGGGAAACAAUCUGAAAUGCAGAGUGUGAGCAACUGUCAAGCCAAAAUGAGAGGGUUGCAGAGCAAUGCAGAAGACAGGAAGCAGGGGAGCACGGGGACUGAUUUCAGAGGAUAUUAGAUGUUUAUCUUUUUAGCCAGAAGACAAUUUAAUAAUUAUUCAAACACAUUUCAAGGAAACAGGAAUCAUUUAUGUUAAAUCAGAAAAAAAUAAAUAGCAGUAAAUGAAACAUAAAGGAAACUCUUGGCGUUAGAAAAUAUUGCCAAUUUCUUCAUUAUAACAUUUAAGUUCUGUACAGAAAUUCUUGGUUUAUGAACUCUGAGCCAGUUUUCAGUUUACAACUGGCAAAGCCUUCCUUGGUCUCAGAGAUACCACCUUUUCUACAAUAUAGGCUUGUGACUGCAAAAAUUUGCAUGGCUGAAAUGUUUUUUUUUUUUAGUUUUGUCCUUUUUAGGCUUAAACUUGAGGACAUCAGUUAUGUUCAGGUAGAACACAGUACCCAAGAAGCUAAAAGAACAAAUUCUCCAGCUCUUCACUCGCAAAGGGCCUUAGCACUUCACCCAUUUCAGCGAGCACAGACUUUAAUCUUCCAGAGAUGAGCUGAAAUCAGUUUCAGGUACCAGGGCCCCACUUACAAUUCCACAGCAACUCUUUUGGUUGUUGCUAUAUUUUCAGACAUGAAUUUGAUAUCACAGAACCACAGAGUGGUAGGGGUUGGCAGGGACCCCUGGAGCUCACCCCGUCCCACCCCUGCUUGAGCAGGCACCCCCAGAGCAGGGGCACAGGGCCGCGUCCAGGCGGGGGGUGAAUGUCUCCAGGGAAGGGACCCCACAGCCUCUCUGGGCAGCCUGUGCCCCUGCUCUGGCACCCGCACAGGGAAGGGGUUUGUCCUCAUGUUCAGGGGGAACUUCCUGUGUUUUCUGUUUUCUUGAUAAUAUAUCUCUUAGCUAAGUUUCGUAGUUUUAAGUCUAAAGCUCAACCAGCGUAAUACAUCGGCCAGCUUUGGUGGUAUGGCCUUUGCUCUGAACUCUGAAGUCAUCUACAGCAUGGCAAAAGUGAUGAAAACCCUUUGGAAUGACAGUAACCCAAUUCUGUCAAUUUUUGCUGCCUUCUGCAUAUUUUUAACAUGUUUUUUGAUUCUCUUAAGAACUGUGAGUGGCUGUGAUUAGGGAUGUAACUGGUCCAAGGUUAACAGCUGGGAAACAAAUCUGGUAUAUAUCUUUCAAAUUGUGAAAUCUGCAAUAACUACAAUUAAAUCGGGGAAUUUAGGAUUAAAGAAAGUGAACAUUUUGCUAAUGCACAUCUUUCAAAUUUGCAGUAUUUGAAUUGUCAAACCAAUAUGUUCCGUGUUUGGGAAACAAGGAGAAAUUGGAAAUGAACCUGAAAAUCCUACUUUUUCCUCUUUCUUAUCUUUAAGAUUAUGUUUAUUUCAUCUUCUGUGAACUAACUAGUACAGACUAAACUGAUUAACAGCACAGAAAAAUCAUCAUGGGUGAGAAAAGAAAUAUAGCCCACUCUGUAGAAUACUUAGGGUGUCUUACAUUCAGUAUUAACUACGUUAUAACUGUUAUUUGUUGGUUCUGU
Messenger RNA from Phalacrocorax carbo (great cormorant), 7785 nucleotides. The record is from RefSeq and is a predicted model, not a curated record. Lineage: Eukaryota; Metazoa; Chordata; Aves; Suliformes; Phalacrocoracidae.